CUACUAUAGCGUUUUGUAUUGUAUUGUAAACACUUCUUCCAUUCUGAAAAAAUAUUUUUAUUUAUUUAAAAGUAAUUAGAUUGUAUUUUAGAUAAUUUUAUACAUGGGAUUGAUCUUUGAUACCAACCGCACUAUUCACAUUCACGUUUUUCUAAUUACACAAAGGCACAAACAAUGAACAGAUAUUGAUUAGUAAACAAUGGCUAGGCAAUAAAAUAGAAAUGCAAUGUUUCUAGUUUGAUAAAUAAUCUAAUACCAAAUGGAAUCCUAUGAAGAACUGCUAAUUGAAGCAAUAAACAAUGAUGAUCUCAAAUGUUCGCAGUAUUGGCUUUCGAAAGGUGCUAAUCCAAAUAAAAUAAGUUCCUCUGGUAGAACUCCUUUAGGUGUCGCAGCACAACAUGGUAAUUUUAACAUUUUAAGAUUAUUAGCGGAAAACCAAAGAAGCGCCAUAAAAUACAAAAGUGAUAAUGAUCCAUGCAAGCAGCACAAGCCUUUAAAAUUGGAUUUCACACAUAAAAAUCAAAAUAGAAAUAUUGGUUACUUUGUUGUGUGUAAAGAUAUUGAUGAGGCAGAAUUUGGAGAUGGACCGACACCAGAAGGUAUGGAAGCUUUGGAGUGGGAUAUGGAGGUGACCGACGACAAUUUACUUAACGAUAAUCUCUGCUCUACACCACCAGAAGCCAGAAUUUACAAAUGGUACGCCGAUGUCUUGAAUCGCACUGCCAUCGUGUUGGAAUCUCCCGAAAAUGAUAUUGCUAGGUUUGAUAAGAACGGACUCAACGCUUUACAUUACGCAGUCAUAGGAUGUCACUGUGAUAUUGUAGAAUAUUUAUUAGAUAAUUUUAAAGAAAUAAGCGUCAACCAAAGUGAUGCGGAUAUGUUUAGCCCUUUACACAUGGCCGCACUUAAUGGAGACUCACGUAUGGUUAAAUUGUUGCUGGGAAAACGUGCAAACGUUCAAUUCAUGAAUCGCCAGAAGCACACUCCUCUACAUUUAGCUGCUCAAAAAGGAUACGCCGAUAUUAUAAACUUACUGAUCGAACACGGUGCAAACGUAAAUGCUCACGAUUUACACGACUGCUCGCCAUUAUCGCUUGCAAUUCUAUCCUGUCACGAAGACGCAGCUGAGAUCUUAAUUCGAAAGGGAACUCGGCUGAACCACGAAGAGUUCUGCGGUAUAACGGUGGUAUAUCGGGCAGUGUGGAAUAAUAUGAUUAACAUUACAAGAGCGCUUUUGGAAGGCGGCGCUAAGAUCAUACAGUCUCAAUAUCUAUUGCAUACCGCAAUUAGAAAUAAUAAUUACGAAAUGGUAAAAAUUUUGCACAAGGGCGGCGCUAUUCUUAAUGUAAGAGAUGAGCAGGGACAUACACCGUUAAUGAUGGCGUGUGUCUACAACAAUUUUCAAAUUUCCAAGUAUUUAUUAAAAAAUGGUGCUCCAGUUAACACUAGAAACGAACUUACCGGUCUCACUGCCCUACACAUUUGCGUCGAUAGUAUACGCGACCCGAGAACUUUCGAAGUAUUUCUAGAGCUUCUACUUUCGUACGGUGCCGACAUUAAUGCGGGCAGCUUCAUGGGAAACAUCCUAUUCCACGCAAUUAUGGCGGGGAAUUUAAAUGCGGCGUGCACGCUGAUUAAAUACGGUGCGGACGUAAACCUGCGAGAGGAGAGGGGUUUCGUCGAUAAUCUAACGCUCGCCAAAAACAAUGACAACGCGGAGCUUGUCAAACUAAUUAUUUACGCCGGUUUCAACUUUAGUAAUAUGCUCUUCGAUAUGAAAUGUUUAAAGACGAAGAGCGAAGAUCCGUUGUACGAUUUUAUGGCCUGUGUAAGUGCUAAACCGUUACCUCUUAGAGAUAUGUGCAGAAUACGGAUAAGACAAAUGUUGAGUGGAAAUAUUAUUCAAAAAAUCUAUUUACUGCCGUUACCGACGGUCUUAAAAAAGUUUCUAGCUUUGGAGGAGUUGUAGUCAUACAGGGAAAUUUUCUGAUAGUUUAAAUAAUUUGUAAUUAAAACCAUCGUGACACGGCCUGUUGAUAUUUGCACAAACAUUUAAAUCUUUUCUGAAUUACAUAAUAGUUUGGAAAUUUUAGAAUUCAGCUCGUCAUUAUACGACAGGGCUAUUAUAUGUGAUCUUUAUAGUUUCAUUUUUAUGUACUUAUAAGUAUACUAAGUAGUCAUGCCUUAGUAGUUUAAAGAAUUUAUAUUGUUUUUAAUUGUAUAAGUGUAUUUAUUUUUUUUAAUAAACAAAAUUUUAAUGGAA
Molecule: messenger RNA, 2263 nt
Organism: Photinus pyralis (common eastern firefly)
Lineage: Eukaryota; Metazoa; Arthropoda; Insecta; Coleoptera; Lampyridae
Product: putative ankyrin repeat protein RF_0381
Exons: 3
Coding region: 260-1969 (569 amino acids)
Biological process (GO): intracellular signal transduction
Molecular function (GO): protein binding
Source: RefSeq, a predicted model, not a curated record